CUGUGAGCCAAGCUGUAUCGGUUUGCAACGAGGAGGCAUAUUGAAGCACAGAGAUAAUGGGGAAGAAACAGAAAAAUAAAGGCGAGGACAGUGCCAAAGAUGACAUCGACAUCGACGCCCUGACGGCGGAGAUCGAGGGAGCGGGAGCAGCUAAAGAGCAGGCCAAGGGCAAGAAGAAGAAGAAGGGCAAACAGAAAGAGGAGUUUGAUGAGGAUGAGAUUCAGAAAGAGCUCGAGGAGCUGUCUUUGGAAUCGCACGGAGGAAAAGCCAACAAAGACGCAGUAAAGAAAUCGGACAGCUUUGAGGAAGACGAGCCAGUGGUCCCUAAAGAGAAGAAGAAGACCCGCGGUGGCAAGGGCAAGCGCACCAGCCUCGAGGAUGACGAGGGGGACGAGGAAGGUCCGGGUGCGGCUGGUAUGGGGGCGGACAGCGGGCCGCGGGACCAGAAGACGCUGGAGACGACGAGUGGUCCAGCUGCUGCUGCUGCUGAUGAUGAUGAUGACCACUCGGACGACGAGGGCUCGCGCACACGACAGAAGGCCAAAGGCGGCAAGAAGGCCGGCCGCAAAGCAGCCUCGGACUCAGAGGAGGACGAGGACGACGGAGAGACCCAGAAAGAUGGAGGAGGAGGAGGAGGAGUAGGAGGAGGAGGUGGAACUGGAGGAGGCGGCGGCCAGGGAGAGGACGAGGAAGACUCGGACGAAGGCGUCCAGGUGAAGAAGAAGGCCCAGAGGAAGCAGAAGGGCAAGAAGGCGGCGGACAGCGAGGAGGACGAGGAGGACGACGGCACGUUCAAGGUGAAGACGGCGGCGCAGAAGAAGGCCGAGAAGAAGGAGCGCGACCGCAAGAAGAAGGAGGAGGACCGCGCCAAGACCAAGGCCAAGCAGGACGAGGCGGCCGCCAAGAAGGCUGACCCCGACGCCAAGAAGGCCGACCCCGACGCCAAGAGGACCGACCCCGACGCCAAGAGGACCGACCCCGACGCCAAGAGGACCGACCCCGACCCUGCAGAGGUCAAGAAGGGCGACGUGCUGGAGAAGGCCGUGUCCGAGGAGCAGGACGCUGCGGACGCCAUGGGAGAGGAGGAGGCCGAGGGGGACAAGAAGAAGAAGGACAAGAAGAAGAAGAAGGGAGAGAAGGAGAAGGAGGAGAAGAAGAAGGGGCCGAGCAAGGCCACGGUGAAGGCCAUGCAGGAGGCGCUGGCCCGCAUGAAGGAGGAGGAGGAGCGCAUCAAGCGUGAGGAGGAGGAGCGCAUCCAGAGGAUGGAGGAGAUGGAGGCGCAGAGGCUGGAGCAGGAGCGUCUGGAGCAGGAGCGCAAGGAGAAGAAGAAGCAGAAGGACAAGGAGCGGAAGGAGCGGCUGAAGAAGGAGGGCAAGCUGCUGACCAAAGCCCAGAAGGAGGCGCGUGCCAGGGCCGAGGCCACGCUCAAGAUGCUGCAGGCGCAGGGUAUUGAGGUGCCAUCCAAAGACUCUAUGCCAAAGAAGAAGCCCAUCUAUGGGGACAAGAGAAAAAAGAAGCCUGUUUCUCAGACUCCUGAAGAAACCUCCGAGGUGACUUCACCUACGCCAACAGAGCCAAUCACAGUCGAGAAGAUGGAAGUGGACACGCCCAAACAGGAAGCAGCAAAGGAACCGAAGCCAGAUGCUGCAGAUGUGGACGACUGGGAGGCCAUCGCCAGCGACGAGGACAAAGAGCUGAAGAAGGUGCACAUCGAGGUGAAGGAGACGCAGCAGCCGCGGAAGACGGCGGCCCCACAGGCUGAGAACGGCAGCGAGGAGGAGGAGGACGACGAGGACGACGAGGAAGACGAGGAGGAUCAGGAGGACGAGGAGGAGAGCGAGGGAGCCGAGGAGGAGAAGCCGGCGACACAGAGCGCCAAGAAGGCGGAGAAGGAGAAGGAGAAGGAGCCCAGCUCGGACUCCAGCAGCGAGAGCGACUCGGACGACGGGCGCACCAAAGAGGAGCGGCUCUACGACAAGGCCAAGAGACGCAUCGAGAAACGACGACAAGAUAACCUGAAGAACAUCAACAUGGACAAACUACGAGCUCCGGUCAUCUGCGUCCUCGGCCACGUCGACACCGGAAAGACCAAGAUCCUGGACAAGCUGAGACACUCACACGUGCAGGACGGUGAGGCAGGAGGAAUCACGCAGCAGAUCGGUGCCACCAACGUUCCCCUGGACACCAUCAUGGAGUCCACCAAGAUGGUCAAGAACUUUGACAAGGACAACGUCAAGAUUCCUGGAAUGCUCAUCAUUGACACACCUGGUCACGAGUCCUUCAGUAACCUGCGGAACAGGGGCAGUUCUCUGUGUGACAUCGCCAUCCUGGUGGUGGACAUCAUGCACGGCUUGGAGCCGCAGACGCUGGAGUCCAUCAACCUGCUCAAGGAGAAGAAGUGCCCCUUCAUCGUCGCCCUCAACAAGAUCGACCGUCUGUACGACUGGAAGAAGAGUCCAGAGACGGACGUGCAGGCCACACUGAAGAAGCAGAAGAAGAACACCAAGGACGAGUUCGACGAGCGCGCCAAGGCCGUCAUCGUGGAGUUCGCCCAGCAGGGUCUCAACGCCUCGCUCUUCUACGAGAACAAGGACGUGCGCACCUUCGUCUCCCUGGUGCCCACCUCCGCCCACUCGGGCGACGGCAUGGGCAACCUGAUCGGCCUGCUGGUGGAGCUCACCCAGACCAUGCUGGCGCGCCGCCUGGCACACUGCGACGAGCUGCGGGCACAAGUCAUGGAGGUGAAAGCCCUGCCUGGCAUGGGUACUACCAUCGACGUGAUCCUGAUCAACGGGCGCCUGCGUGAGGGUGAGACCAUUAUCGUGCCCGGGGUGGAGGGGCCAAUCAUCACCCAGAUUAGGGGGCUGCUGCUGCCCCCACCACUCAAGGAGCUCAGGGUCAAGAGCCAGUAUGAGAAGCACAAGGAGGUGUGUGCUGCGCAGGGCGUGAAGAUCCUGGGGAAGGACCUGGAGAAGACGCUGGCAGGACUCCCCCUGCUGGUCGCGCACAAGGAUGACGAGGUCCCCGUCCUGAGGGAUGAUCUGAUCCGGGAGCUGAAGCAGACGCUGAACUCCAUAAAGCUGGAGGACAAGGGUGUGUACGUGCAGGCCUCCACACUCGGAUCCCUGGAGGCUCUGCUGGAGUUCCUCCGCACCUCCAAAGUGCCUUAUUCGGGCAUCAACAUCGGCCCGGUGCACAAGAAGGACGUGAUGAAGGCCUCUGCCAUGCUGGAUCAUGACCCACAGUACGCUGUGAUCCUGGCCUUUGAUAUCAAGGUGGAGAGAGACUCGCAGGAGAUGGCUGACAGUCUGGGCGUGCGCAUCUUCAGCGCGGAGAUCAUCUACCACCUGUUCGACGCCUUCACCAAGUACCGCGAGGACUACAAGAAGCAGAAACAGGACGAGUUCAAGCACAUUGCUGUGUUCCCGUGCAAACUGCGCAUCUUGCCCCAGUUCAUCUUCAACUCCCGAGACCCCAUCGUCAUGGGCGUGAUCGUAGAGGCCGGCGUCAUCAGGCAGGGCUCGCCGCUCUGUGUGCCCAGUAAAGGGUUUGUAGAUAUCGGGAUCGUCACCAGCAUCGAGAUGAACCACAAAGGGGUGGACAGUGCCAAGAAGGGGCAGGAGAUCUGCGUGAAGAUCGAGCCCAUUCCGGGCGAGUCGCCCAAGAUGUUCGGCCGACACUUUGAGGCGACCGACUUCAUCGUUAGCAAGAUCACACGUGCGUCCAUCGACGCGCUCAAGAACUGGUUCCGUGACGAGAUGACCAAGUCCGACUGGCAACUCAUCAUGGAGCUCAAGAAGACCUUUGAAAUCAUCUGAGCACGGAAGAAAUGACUGUCUGUGUCCACACACACACACACACACACACACACACACACACACACACACACACACACACACACACACACAUAUAUACCAACAUUGGCAUAGACCGUGCCUAUCUUUGCAUACUCCUGAGAUGAUGUCUCUGAUGAAGGAGGCAAAAGAUUUCAGAGACACACACACAUACACACACACACUUUACACACACACUUUACCCGCUCACACAAACGCAUCUCAUCGUACCAUCACGGGGGGGGGGAUUGCAGUGUGGAAGCUGACGCCCCCACCCCCCCCCCCCCCCUCCCCCUGCUCUGGGUGGGGAUUGGAAUGAAAAGGCAGGAAAAGAGACAGAAGAGGGAGAAAAAGUGUUUUCUGUGAGAAACCGAACUAUUUCCACUGUUUUUAACAGUGACAGUUAGACAAACAAUUACACACUAUUCCAAUGUGCCUGUUCUUCUGACUCUUCAGUUUUUAGGGUUGUUGUUGUUUUUUUUUUUUUUUUUUCCUCUUUUCAUUUCACGGCUGCUCCUCUGCCUGCUGUGACCGGAGCCUGGCCCCCUCUGCGCUUAUGACGCGUGUGUGCAUGCGUGGGUGUGUGUUUGGGUGUGUGUUGGUGUGUGUGUGUGCGCGUGUGGGGGUUGGGCUCCGGGCCCAGAGGUGAGGGGCUGCACUGCAGGGUUUCCGGGCCCUUCUCUGAGAUUCACCCUGCUGGGCUUUUAGAUGUUUCAGUAUUACCGAUGUUUUACUCAGUGUUUCUCUUCCUCCGCUCAUUAUUUUCGGGGUUAUUAUGAAACGAUAAGGUAACCCCCUCCCCCAGCCCCAGCCCCCCCCCCCCCCCCCCCCCCUCUCUCUCACCAAGCAACCGAUUGGACUCUGCGCUCCAUCAGCAAGCCUCCACCAGUCCCGCUGGGCUGCACAGCACAGCGCCGCGCGCGCGUUUCUACCAUCGGGUGGGCGACGGAGAAUACAGGCAACACUCUAACUGAGCUGAAAUGUAAAAGAAAAGAUUAAAAAAAAAAAAGAGACAAAUAUUCCAAUACCAAUAAAGAAAUGGCAUAUUUAUAAAGAAGGCUUCGCCUGAGUUGAUGACUGUUGUGAUCAUAUUAUGGGUCGGAAGCUAAUUUAUAUCGAUUCAGUGUGACUGGUGUUUAAGACCCCUGUGUGUUAAUACUGAAAGAGGUGUUCUGUUGUGCAGUGGCCAUGUGAGAAGAAGCCUCUGAUUUACCUUAGCCAGGAUGAUGUCAUUCCUGGAUACUCAAAAUGUGAAGGCUGCU
Molecule: messenger RNA, 5095 nt
Organism: Sardina pilchardus (European sardine)
Lineage: Eukaryota; Metazoa; Chordata; Actinopteri; Clupeiformes; Clupeidae
Gene: eif5b
Product: eukaryotic translation initiation factor 5B
Exons: 24
Coding region: 57-3818 (1253 amino acids)
Biological process (GO): translational initiation
Cellular component (GO): mitochondrion; cytoplasm
Molecular function (GO): translation initiation factor activity; GTPase activity; GTP binding
Source: RefSeq, a predicted model, not a curated record